AUGGACGAAGAUGAUAUCGAGCAAUACAAGAAUGACUUGAAGGAUCUCAAAUCCAACCAAAAGCCUCUGAUCAACAUGUUAUCUCAAGUUGCUGAAGACUACAAGGACACGGACGGAGCAGAAACAAUCUCCAAGCUGAUAAGCGCUCGUAUCGCAGAGGUGAAACCAGAUCAGAAGCUGUACCUUCUCUAUCUUACCGACUCAAUAAGUAAAAACGUCCGUGGAAACUACAUUCAAAUAUUCGAGAAAGCUAUCGUUGCCAAUUUUGAAGAUGCCUUCAAAGCUAACAUAAAUCCGGACAUCAGAAAGAAGCUAUAUUUCCUGCGAAAAUCAUGGCAGGGACUGUUCAAAGAUGCGAUUCUCAAACGCCUCGACCGGCGAAUUCGAAUGGUGGAUCCUGGCUGGCCAAUUACUGGUCCAACGCAGCAAGAAUCCGUACCUGAAAUUAUCUCAAAACCAGUUCCAGGACCAGCGCCCAAGUCAGCGCUAAAACCGACCGUUAGAAAAGUCGCAACUCCAGAACCACCUGCACCAAAGCCAGCGCCAAAGGCAGUAUCAAAGCAAAAAGUUGUCCAAGCUCAAGCCCAGGCCGCUCCCAUCGCUAGGAAGGCACAACCAGCUGGAAAUGUCCACGUUAACCCAGCAUUUUUAAACAAGAAAACGGCCGAUUUGAAGGCAGAGAAGCUGGAACUGCAAGUAAAACUGGAUAUCUGCGGCGAUGAAAUCCAAGAAGCGCGCGAAAAGAAAGCAAAACUAGAACGACAACUGGCGAAGAAAGAAACUGCUGCAGAGAAGAAAGCGAUCCGAUUCAAACUUCUUGAAGUCAACAAGAAAAUGAUCAACCUCGAUGAUCAGAAAAUUGAACUCGAGAACGACCUCAAGAAGCUCGAGGCGCUCGGAAAGGUGAGUUAUCAGAAGCCAGACUCGACAAAACAAGCAUCGCAAAACUCCCAAAAAUCUUCAAGUCAAAGCGCAUCGUCUCAAGAGUCCACCGCUUCGGCUAGUCCGCCGUCGAAGCCCGUCAAGAAAAUCAUCAAAAAUCUCGUCAAACCAAAAACCACGGAGAACCCGCUUAUCGACAUCCUCGGAGCUCCAAAACGCCGGGCGCCAACUGAGAGUCAGAAAAAGAACCUGUCUGUCGCUUCAGAACUCAAGAACUCCCUAAGCAAGAAGAAAAAGUCAACACCACCGCAAGGGCCACCCUCGAAAAUUGUCAAAUCAGAGUCGAGUCUAAAGAACAACGGAGCGCCUCUUAUUCCAAAAGGAAGAAUACCGCUCAAGAAAAAGACCGAACCGAAGGUUGAAAAAGGCGAUGCGCCAGACAUCAUGGACACUUCCGUCGUCGAGCCAGCUCCUCCAAAGCUUGCGAAAGUUUCAACUUCUAGCAAGGGAUCAGUAAAUGUCAGAAGACCGGGGGGCAUGAGCACUAAUCCAACAGAACUUCUCAAGAAUUGCUCAAUACCCCAAGUUCGUGAAAUGGCUUAUAACAAGCUCAAGACCGGCAUGUUGAACAGGCGAGACUUCGAUGUUCUGAUCAACAGACUAUCAGUGCUAGAGAAGUACGAAGCAGAGAAAAAAGCUGCGAAAGAAGGUAAAGAAGUGCCUCCACCACGUGAUGAGCCACGAGACGAAGACAGUCGAACUCGCCAGCCUUGGUACUCGCACGGGACUCCACAGGACAGAGAAAUCUACCACGAGCACCCGCAGAGGCAGCAAGAUUGGCGAGACACUCUUUGGGAUCAGUACCACCACGUUCACGGCGACCCGGAGCCUCGUGGUUCCGCUCACAGACCACCUCCUCAUGAUCCGUGGAAAUACGACCCUAGAAACGAGCGGCCACCGGCAGAUCGGCAAAUGAUGCCAGAUCCAAGACGUGGAGAUCCACGAGGGCAUCCGGGUGAAAUGGAUCAUCGUAGGUCAGUAUCGCCGAAUGCUCAAAACAAUGUUCCGUCUUCUCGUAAUUACAUCGUUACUGACGACCUGCCACAGCCUCCUCGGCCCCCAAUUGAAGAGCGCCCAGCGCCUGUUAAUCCCGCUCCAGAAAGCUCAAGUGGCGGCCUCGACCUCCCAAUCGACUUGGACACAAUCAAAGAUCUACUGAAGUCGGUUGAGAGUAAAAACGCCACUUCAACGAGCCAGGAAAAACCAGUCAAGGCUGAUUUGGACGAGUUGCCAAAGAAGUACAUCGUUUUACCAGACAAAGAAAAGCCAAAGUCGCGGCGAACGCCUACACCAACGCUUGAGGAUGAGCCUGUGCCGAUUGCUAAUUUGGAGGAUGUUGGAGAUGAUAUGGAUGACUCGAAGCUCCCGAGAGUGGAAUUCACUGAAAAUGCCAUCAAAAACCGAAUUAAUCCGUUGAUAAAACGGCUUUACGCUGGGCUGCAAUGCUCUGCCUGCGGGAUGCGAUUCAAGAAGUCGCAAACGACCCGAUAUGCUGACCACUUGGACUGGCAUUUCAGAGUUAACAAGCAGGUCAAGAACGGGCAGAUCGAUACCCACAGGAAAUGGUAUUACAAAGCUUGGGACUGGAUCAUGUACGAGGAAAUCGAAGAUGCAGAUAAAAAGGCCGAUCCUUCCGCGGAAGACAACGGAAGCAGUCCGAAGGGACAGGAUGAAAAGAAAGAGGAAGCUGAGGUGGAGGUCAAAGUGAAAACCCUUCCCGUCACUGCAGGUGAUUCCAGCUGUGCCGUCUGCGGAGAACGCUUCCAAACAGCGUAUGACGACGAUGAAGAUGAAUGGCACUACCAGGAUGUCACCAAGCACGAAGAUUCAGGCAAACUUGUACAUACGGGAUGUCUGGAGGACGCUGGAAACAUGCACAUUCCGCGAAUGGUGAGAAGCGAUAGUAUAGACUCGAUAGAGCUGGACAAGACGAUGGAAGAGGAGGAUAAUAUUGAUGAGGACACGGCGCAGGAUAUUGGAAUUGAAAUGGAUAAGAUGAAUGUUUCCCCUUCACGAGAGAAAAGUGAAAUCAAGGAGGAAAACGCAGAACCGAACGAUGUCGAGAUGAAAGAGGAGGAACCUCAAGCAGACCUGCCUCAAUCUCCCAAAGCUGAACCAGGAUCUCCUGCUCCGCAAGAGCCGAUGAAAACUGAAGUUGCCGAGCCAGAUCCACUUGAAGAGACGAAUCUUUACGGCGAUUUGGAAGACGCCGAGCUAGAAGAGAUCAACAUGUCCUUCGAUGCGCCAAUUUCACCUCCUGCUGUUUAA
Oikopleura dioica is the source of this 3210-nucleotide messenger RNA. The record is from the annotation of a GenBank genome assembly. NCBI's taxonomy places the organism in Eukaryota, Metazoa, Chordata, Appendicularia, Copelata, Oikopleuridae.